CAAUCCCAUUUCAUGUCAAGCGACAGGCUGUCUAGACGCCCAUGUGACCGGGCGCGUCAAUGCUCACUGUGGGGAGGACACACACACACACAAACACACGCACACACUCUCCACGAACCAAUCCGCGUCACACACACGCACACACUCCGCUUGCAGAGAGCACACACUCACACACGUCUGCUUGCUUCAGUGCCACGCACAGACUCGCAGUGUGCAUGCAGAGAAAGGCUGCUGCAGGACUCCACGCUGAAGGAUAUCACGGAGCUUAAAAAAACACGAGUCUUUUUGGGGGGGAUUCUUAGUGGUCGUGGAUUAAAAGCUCUUUCGGGCCAUUUUUGCCGCUUCACGUCACGCUGCUUUGUUGUAGCGCGAUCGAAGCCCCCUGGAUGUUGUCAGCGGGGAGCCACUGAGCGAGCGAGCCGAGCACCGGCGGCGGCCCAGAGCAGCAAACUCCAGCGUGUGGCCGGGCUACGGGCUCCCGUCUCCGGCGUCGCGCUGCUGCAGCCCCGCCGCUCCGCUCCUCCGGCUCGCCGCCUUUCUGCCCCCUUCCUCAUCCCCUCCUCCGCCGCCUCCUCCGGACUCGGACUCGGACCCGGCAAUCUUCAUGGUUUGCGGACACCAUGCCCGUUGUUUAGCCGGGGAACCCUCAUCUCGUCCCGCAUGUUCAGGACCAAACGAUCGGGGCUCGUCCGGCGACUGUGGCGGAGCCGCGCGCCCGUGGAGGGCGACGGGGAGGUGGACAGAGGGACGCAUGGCCCCGGGGGUUGCUGCAUGGGCAAAGCGGCCAAGGUGGCGGCCAAGUCCCACGGCGGGUCGGAGGCCGAAUUGAAGGCGCUUACCCACUCUGUGCUCAAGAAGAUUAAAGAGAAACAAUUGGAGGUGCUUUUGCAGGCGGUGGAGUCAAAGGGGGGCGCCCGCAGCCCCUGCUUGCUGCUGCCGGGCAAAGUGGACGCCAAAGUGGGUCAAGUGUCUUACUCCCUCCCCAUGCUGCUCUACAAGGUGUUCAGGUGGCCCGACCUCAGGCAUUCCUCGGAGCUCAAGAGGCUGUCGUGCUGUGAAUCCUACGGGAAAGUCAACCCGGAGCUCGUCUGCUGCAAUCCGCACCACAUGAGCCGCCUCUGUGAACUCGAGUCUCCUCCUCCUCCCUAUUCCCGCUAUCCCAUGGAUUAUCUUAAACCACCAGAUUCCCCGGACUCAGGACCAUCAUCCAGUGAGACCAGGGGAACAACCUACUCGGCCCCUGUGGGGCUUUCAGAUUCCCUGGCCAUGCCGGAGUCAGGGGAGCGGUCCCAUUGGUGUGUUGUGGCCUACUGGGAAGAGAAGACCCGCGUGGGGCGCCUCUACUCGGUCCAGGAGUCCUCUCUGGACAUCUUCUAUGAUCUACCUCAGGGCAACGGCUUCUGCCUGGGCCAGCUCUGCUCGGACAACAAGUCGCAGCUGGUGCAGAUGGUGCGCGCCAAGAUCGGCUACGGCAUCCAGCUGACCCGCGAGCCCGAUGGCGUGUGGGUGUACAACCGAAGCUGCUACCCCAUUUUCAUCAAGUCGGCCACACUGGACAACCCGGACUCGCGCACAUUGCUGGUGCACAAGGUGUUCCCCGGGUUCUCCAUCAAGGCGUUCGACUACGACAAGGCCAGCAGUCUACGGAGGCCCAACGACCACGAGUUUACGCAGCAACCGCGCACGGGCUUCACGGUGCAGAUCAGCUUUGUGAAAGGUUGGGGACAGUGCUACACGCGACAGUUCAUCAGCAGCUGCCCCUGCUGGCUGGAGGUCAUCUUCAACACCCGAUAGCGGUGGCCUCCCCUGCCCCUUUCCUCCUCAGACAUUAUCCCCCCCUCCAACCCUCAUCGUCCUUUUUUGUUCCAGAGGUUCAAAACAAAGUUA
Molecule: messenger RNA, 1887 nt
Organism: Hippocampus comes (tiger tail seahorse)
Lineage: Eukaryota; Metazoa; Chordata; Actinopteri; Syngnathiformes; Syngnathidae
Gene: smad7
Product: SMAD family member 7
Exons: 4
Coding region: 13-1794 (593 amino acids)
Biological process (GO): cell differentiation; SMAD protein signal transduction; regulation of transcription by RNA polymerase II
Cellular component (GO): heteromeric SMAD protein complex
Molecular function (GO): I-SMAD binding; transcription regulator inhibitor activity
Source: RefSeq, a predicted model, not a curated record